AAAGCCAGACCCCACAAUCAUCAACAUUCCCAAUCUUGUUUCUCUAAUGUUCUUUCACUCUUUUUUCUCUUCAUUCUUUUGCCUUUUCUGAAAAUACAAAUGCAACACUUUUGCAUUCUAUUCUAUUGUAUACAAGAUUUCCCUCCACAAAAUUUUUCAUUUACUCCCAACUUAUGCAUUGCCAAUUUUGAGAUGCGUGACAUUUUAAAAACAGUAAUGAGCCGUGAACAGUACCACUAUUAUUACACAAACUGGUUCGACUCUAUUAACUCCAACCCGCACCCAAACACCGUACCCAACCAAAUCCGUAAAUCCAUCACGUCAUCAUCGAACCCCUACCUCCUCAACACGUGUUCACAAUCAAAUUCUCCACGUCAUCAUCGAACGCUGCGGUACAAUCACCUCAAAAGUCGUCUCUUCCUUUUCGUUGUUUACGCUCACCACACACACGUAUCCCCUCCUCUCCAAGCGGCCCUAUUAGGGAAACGGGAAUAGAUAGGGCGGUGAGCUAACCCUAUCCUUGGCCUACAUUUCCUAAACUUAUACUAAUAAUUUGUAUUAUUUUAUUAUUUUAUUUUUAGAAGAUAUUUUUUUAAAAAAAAAAAAGAGAAAAAAUAUAUAAUAAUGGCAUCAUCAUCUCCACCCAUUUCCUCUCCACUGCUUCUCUAUCUCUCACUUAGUAAGCAGUGGAGUGGAGUGGAGCAAUGGGCUCUUCUCCACGUUAUCAUCUUAUUUCCCAUUAUACCCCCACUAAUCUCCUCAUUUUACUCAUCCUACCCUUCGUCACCGCCGCCAUUAACGUCACCUCCAUCCUCCAAGCUCACCCGGAUCUCUCCGACUUUGCGCGCCUGCUUGUCACCACCGGCGUCGCCAGUGAGCUCUCCGGCCGCUCCUCGCUCACUCUUCUUGUCGUUCCCAACUCCUACCUCGCCCGUUCCUCCGAACUAGGCCGCUCCGCCGGCGACACCGCUGAUGUGCUACGCUACCACGUCCUUCUCGAGUACCUCUCUUGGUCGGAGCUUCGCCGGAUCCCCGCCUCGGGGAAGCUCGUCACCACACUGUACCAGACCACUGGCCGCGCCGCCUCUAACCUUGGCUCCGUCAACCUAACUCGCUCUCCGUCUGGCGUUCUCAUCGCCCGAUCCCCCGCAGGAAAUGCUACGGUUCUCUCCCCUAUCGCCACCAUCCCUUACAACGCCUCCGUCCUCGCCGUUGACGCCCUCCUUAUCCCCUCCGGUUUCGACCUGGCUGCCUCCGAGGCCCGCCCCGCUCCCGCCGUCAAUAUCAGCCGCGUCCUCGCCGACGGCCACGAUUUCAACGUUGCCGCCUCGAUGCUCGCUGCUUCGGGCGUCGCAGCCGAGUUCGAGGCCGAUGAACGCGGCGCCGGGAUCACCGUCUUCGUCCCGACCGAUGAGGCCUUCGCCGAGCUCCCAGCGACGGAGAGACUCCAGUCCCUGCCGGCAGAUCGCAAGGCAGUGGUUCUCCGCUUCCAUGUCCUCCAUUCCUACUACCCUCUCGGUUCCCUUGAAUCGAUUGUGAACCCCGUCCAACCGACGCUUGCGACGGAGGACACAGGCGCCGGCCGCUUCACGCUCAACAUCUCUCGGGUCAACGGAUCCGUCGCUAUCGACACCGGCGUCAUCCAAGCAUCCAUCACCCGCACCGUCUUCGAUCAAAACCCAGUAGCGGUGUUCGCCGUCUCUCGCGUGCUUCUCCCUCGCGAGAUCUUUGCCAAAGGGGCUCAUGCCUCUCCGCUCGCCCCACCGCCGCUUGAUCCGGUAGCCCUAUCCCCAGAGAAUGACACUCCACCGACAAGGCUUUCCUCCCCGCCAGGGUUGAGAACCGAGAUCAAAUCCGGAUCGGCGGCGCGAUCCAUCGCGACCGCCGCCGUGAAGGCUUGUUGUAUAGCGAUGCUGUAUCUACUUGUUCUGCGAUGAAUUAGGGAUCGGGGAAUCAGAUUCGGAGAAGAAGACGACGAUAAUAACCAUUAUGCCAUCAGUCCCUCCACCGCAAUUGAAGCCAAAACCUCGGGCUAUUCCUGUCUUUUUCUUUUCAUGUACUAAUCUCGAGGCAGGAUGGACGGUGGAUCUUGAUUAAACAGGCUGUCAAAAAUUGGUGGCUUUGUCCCCGCUCGGGCUCUUGAGAUUCUUCCGCCUUUCCGAUAACGUCGUGUAGUGUAUUCGUGGUGGGGCUGGCCUUCGCUGGACGCCGCGUGUCGUCUUGCUGAGCCUUAAUCCCACUUGUAACAACCCCAUCUUACAAUUCACUCUACAGCUAAUCCUUCUUAUUAUAUAUCAUACAUAUAUAAUAUAUAUAUAUAUAGAUAGAUGUUGAAGUUAAAUGUAAAUUUGAAUUAUAGAGAAUCAGGUCAGGUAGUAGAGUAGAGAAAACUUAUUUUUGUUUGUAAGUGUGUUAGAACUUAGAGAGAUAUUUGAUGGUCAUGGAGAUGCUGUUCCCCACUACCCACUUGAGUCAUGGUCAGAAGCCAAAGAGGUCCAAUUGAUGGAUGUGGACGGUGGUGGAAGUGUGUGGCUAGUGGAUAUGGAUUUUGUUUUUUGAUGGUGUGAUUUUUUCAUAGUGUGUGUGCAUGCAGAGAUGGUUUUGAUGUGUGUCCACCCAAUUUGGCAAUUAAUGAAUUUCCCACAAAUUCAACCCUGUUGAUCAA
Molecule: messenger RNA, 2665 nt
Organism: Dioscorea cayenensis subsp. rotundata (Guinea yam)
Lineage: Eukaryota; Viridiplantae; Streptophyta; Magnoliopsida; Dioscoreales; Dioscoreaceae
Product: fasciclin-like arabinogalactan protein 4
Exons: 2
Coding region: 705-1937 (410 amino acids)
Biological process (GO): abscisic acid-activated signaling pathway; mucilage biosynthetic process involved in seed coat development; multidimensional cell growth
Cellular component (GO): plasma membrane
Source: RefSeq, a predicted model, not a curated record